AUGUCUUCAUACCGUCCCUUUCUAGCAAUGGCUCGCUCUGAUUGGCUACCCUUCUAGCGUCAGAAUCUGGUUUUGAUUUUCUGAUUGGCUACUGUUAGGGAUUUUGUUGCUAGGUCAUGUUUUUUUUUAUUUUUUUUCUUCCAGGAAUUUAAUUUUUUUUUUCGUUGUUUGGGAAACUCAUUCACAGGCCCUGUACAGUCCAACACACACACACACUGGCUGUUUCUGACCUGGCAUGGUGUGUGCUGUUUCCACCAAAGAAAUUGAACCUGAGACUUCUGUAAAAUAAUGUCUGAUCUUAUGGUGGUACUGGCUGCACUGAAUUCGAGAAAAAAACGGAGGAGGUUUUAUCCCCGAAACAGAGUUUACCGGCCUCGGAUAUCCUUUCUCAGUCUGACGGAAGAACAAGUCUUUGACCGCUUUCGUCUGAAUAAGCAGUUCAUAUAUGACUUGUGUGAGGAGUUAAAGGGGGAUUUGGAGUGUCACAGAAACAGCAAUUAUGCUUUGCCCGUGCCGGUAAAAAUGACUUCUGCUCUGACGUUCUAUGCCACCGGUAGUUUCCAGAACGCGGCCAGCGGCUCGACUGGAAUUAGUCAGGCGUCUAUGUGUAAAAGCCUCUCUGAGGUCACCGAGGCCUUGGUCAGAAGAGUGAAGAAGUAUAUCUGCUUCCCUUUGAACUCUGGUCAAAUGCAGAAAACCAGAGAGGAGUUUUACAAGGUCGCGCAGUUUCCAAACGUCCUGGGCGUUAUUGACUGUACACACGUUGCCAUCAGGGCCCGCACCGAAAACGAGCCUGCUUUUAGAAACUCCAAGGGAUUCCACUCGGUGAAUGUGCAGGUAGUCUGUGACGCCAAGAACAUCAUAACCAACGUCCUUGCAAACCACCCUGGGUGCGCCGACGAUGCUUACAUUUUAUCAAAGUCUCGUUUAACAGAGAUAUUUGAGACGGAAAUUACCAGUGACUGCUGGCUUGUUGGUGACAGCGCCUAUGACUUGAAGCCGUGGUUAAUGACCCCCAUUCCUAACCCCGAGAGUCCAGCGGAACACAGGUACAAAGAGGCACACCAGCUUACUCAUGCUGUCAUUGACAAGACCAAGCGCAUCUUAAAGACUCGCUUCAGGUGCCUGGAUCGUUCUAGAGGGGUGCUCCAGUACAGUCCCAAAAAGGUCUGUCAGAUAUUUUUGGCUUGCUGCGUUCUGCACAAUAUCGCAACUCGGCACAACAUCUUAGUAGAUGUCGACGAAGGCCUGGAAACCCCAAACGAGGACGAGGACAUGAGCCUGUCACCGCAUGAAGAUGAAGAGCUGCCUGAGGAAAACACCUCCAGCGAGGCUGCAAGCAUCAGAAUGGAGCUCGUUAGAGACCAUUUCUCAUAGAACAGGUUUGCCAGUAGUCUUGUCUCUAGCACUCUUUCAGACUUUAGUCAGCGGAGCAAUGUGUCCUUGGAAGGUAUGUGUUCUUAAUAAGCCAUGCCCUUUUGCAGGACAGCCCCUCAAGUCCAGGGCAGUCUUGCCUGGUGAGAGACGGUAAGAGGAGGUCUGAACUCUGCAUGUGAAAAAGGCUCCUGCAUCUGGUUUAUCCAAUCACUCCUUCCAUAAUCUUUGGGAAUACAGAUGCACACUAACUUAUGUGCCCCUGUAAGAACAGCGUUUUGGACCCACACUUCUUUCUCUGAUCUUACCAUAAUGGCCAACGGUGUAAUUUCAGUGAAUAUUAUGUGAAAUAAAGUUCAGCUGUGAUUUAACCACAAAGAGUGAAAUCAUGUUUAUUUUAGUCUUAAUGUGGGAUGUGCCCUUCGCUUAAGGGAUUCUUUUCAAAGAUUGGUUAUUGAUGUUCAGCAAAUCUUUGUUAAUGAAGUUCUGGGACAACACAUUGUCUUAAUUGAACAAAAGUUAGCAUACAAAGGAUAACAAUGAAGAAAACAACCCCCCCCUUUCUUUUUUGGGAGGUAACACUGCACUUUAGUGGACAGAGCUGAUGUAUGAGCUGUUGUGUUUUGUAAUAGAAACGCAAUCUAAUUGUUUUGCAGUGUGUAGUGAAGCACAUU
Molecule: messenger RNA, 2048 nt
Organism: Acipenser ruthenus (sterlet)
Lineage: Eukaryota; Metazoa; Chordata; Actinopteri; Acipenseriformes; Acipenseridae
Product: putative nuclease HARBI1
Exons: 4
Coding region: 289-1377 (362 amino acids)
Source: RefSeq, a predicted model, not a curated record